AUGAGUGACGUCAUGUUCAGAACAGGUUUACAAAACUUGGCAGCAUCAGAAAGCACAUUUAAUCUAUCUAUCUAUCUAUCUAUCUAUCUAAACCUAUUCUUAUCUCUAUCUAUCUAUCUAUCUAUCUAUCUAUCUAUCUAUCUAUCUCAACCUGUUCUUAUCUAUCUAUCUAUCUAUCUAUCUCAUCUUAUUCCUUCCUUCCUACCUACAUAUCUAUCUAUCUAUCUCAACCUAUUCUUAUAUCUAUCUAUCUAUCUAUCUAUCUAUCUAUCUAAACCUAUUCUUAUAUCUAUCUAUCUAUCUAUCUAUCUAUCUAUCUAUCUAUCUAUCUAUCUCAACCUGUUCUUAUAUCUAUCUAUCUAUCUAUCUAUCUAUCUAUCUAUCUAUCUAUCUAAUCUAACUAUCUCAACCUGUUCUUAUCUAUCUAUCUAUCUAUCUAUCUAUCUAUCUAUCUAUCUAUCUAUCUAUCUAUCUAUCUCAACCUGUUCUUAUCUAUAUCUAUCUAUCUAUCUAUCUAUCUAUCUAAACCUAUUCUUAUAUCUAUCUAUCUAUCUAUCUAUCUAUCUAUCUAUCUAUCUCAACCUGUUCUUAUCUAUCUAUCUAUCUCAUCUUGUUCCUUCCUUCCUACCUUCAUAUCUAUCUAUCUCAUCGGGUUCCUUCCUAUCUAUCUAUCUAUCUAUCUAUCUAUCUAUCUAUCUAUCUAUCUAUCUAUCUCAUCUUAUUCCUUCCUUCCUUCCUACCUACAUAUCUAUCUAUCUAUCUAUCUAUCUAUCUAUCUAUCUAUCUAUCUAUCUAUCUCAUCCUGUUCCUUCCUACCUAUCUAUCUAUCUAUCUAUCUAUCUGUCUAUUUAUCUCAACCUGUUCUUAUCUAUCUAUCUAUCUAUCUAUCUAUCUAUCUAUCUAUCUAUCUAUCAUCUUGUUCCUUCCUUCCUAGCUACAUAUCUAUCUAUCUAUCUAUCUAUCUAUCUAUCUAUCUAUAUAGCUGAUCCUGUUCCUUCCUAUCUAUCUAUCUAUGCAGUUUCUUCUUUAUUUAUUUAUUUCUUUGCUUCUUAUAUUCUUAUCUACUUUUUAUACUUUUUGCAUUGGCUUUUUUGGGGCAUUUUCUUCUUUUUUCGAUUCAUCUAUCUAUCUAUCUAUCUAUCUAUCUCAUUCUGUUCAGAUCUAUCUAUCUCACUAGCUAGCUUCUUUUUUCGUGAAGCAUUUUCUUCUUUUUUCGAUUCAUCUAUCUAUCUAUCUAUCUAUCUAUCUAUCUAUCUAUCUAUCUAUCUAUCUAUCUCAUUCUGUUCAGAUCUAUCUAUCUCACUAGCUAGCUUCUUUUUCGUGAAGCAUUUUCUUCUUUUUCGAUCUAUCUAUCUAUCUAUCUAUCUAUCUAUCUAUCUAUCUAUCUAUCUAUCUAUCUAUCUCAUUCUGUUCAGAUCUAUCUAUCUCACUAGCUUCUUUUUUCGUGAAGCAUUUUCUUCUUUUUUUCGAUUCAUCUAUCUAUCUAUCUAUCUAUCUAUCUCAUUCUGUUCAGAUCUAUCUAUCUCACUAGCUAGCUUCUUUUUUCGUGAAGCAUUUUCUUCUUUUUUCGAUUCAUCUAUCUAUCUAUCUAUCUAUCUAUCUAUCUAUCUAUCUAUCUAUCUAUCUAUCUAUCUCAUUCUGUUCAGAUCUAUCUAUCUCACUAGCUUCUUUUUUCGUGAAGCAUUUUCUUCUUUUUUCGAUCUAUCUAUCUAUUAUCUAUCUAUCUAUCUAUCUAUCUAUCUAUCUAUCUAUCUAUCUCAUUCUGUUCAGAUCUAUCUAUCUCAUAUUUUCUUCUUUUUUCGAUCUAUCUAUCUAUCUAUCUAUCUGUCUAUCUAUCUAUCUAUCUAUCUAUCUAUCUCAUUCUGUUCAGAUCUAUCUAUCUCACAUUUUCUUCUUUUUUCGAUCUAUCUAUCUAUCUAUCUAUCUAUCUAUCUAUCUAUCUAUCUAUCUAUCUAUCUCAUUCUGUUCAGAUCUAUCUAUCUCAGUCUGUUCAGAUCUAUCUAUCUAUCUAUCUAUCUAUCUAUCUAUCUAUCUAUCUAUCUAUCUAUCUAUCUUUUUAUCUACCUAGCUACUUUUUCUGUCUCAAUCUGUUCGUAUCUAUCUCAGUCUGUUUAUAUCUAUCUCAGCCUUUAUCUAUCUAUCCAUCUAUCUAUCUCGAUCAAUUCGCAUCUUUCUGAAUCUACUAUUUUUCUAUCUAUCUAUCUAUCUAUCUAUCUAUCUAUCUAUCUAUCUAUCUAUCUAUCUAUCUAUCUCAUUCUGUUCAGAUCUAUCUAUCUCAACUAUUUCUAUCUAUCUAUCUAUGUCUCUAAGACUAUUUCUAUCUAUCUAUCUAUCUAUCUAUCUAUCUAUCUAUCUAUCUAUCUAUCUAUCUAUCUAAGACUAUUUCUAUCUAUCUAUCUAUACUAUUUCUAUCUAUCUAUCUAUCUAUCUAUCUAUCUAUCUAAGACUAUAUCUAUCUAUCUAUCUAUGUCUCUAAGACUAUUUCUAUCUAUCUAUGUCUCUAAGACUAAUUCUAUCUAUCUAUCUAUCUAUCUAUCUAUCUAUCUAUCUAUCGUUGUUUGUUAUAUUUCCUUUUCACUCGAUCGUCGGCUACGCAGAAAAGAAAAUGUCUAUUUGUACAUCAACGACAAACACGUUGACACAAAAGACCCCAUCCCUUAUCACCAAAUCUUACUUUCUUUUGGGUUUUUCAUGACCAUUUAUUCAUUUCUUAAUUUCUUCUCGGGAAUUCUCCUCCUUUUCCUUUUUCUGUCAGUUUCUCCAUACUUUUCUCUUUUGCUCUUCGGUCAUUUUUCGGAUACGCCUUUUUCGGUUUGGUUUUUUUUUUUUUUCUUUCUUUUAAUCUAUUAUACUUUUCUCUUCCUCCUCUUCUGCCUUUUUUUUUACCUCUUUGCUCAGACUAAUUUUCUUGUAUUGUUCUUUGACUUCUUCAUUUUUACCUGCUUCAUCGACUUGUUGUCUAUUGAAUCUAUUGAAAUUAUAUCCGCCAUUUUAGAUAUUACGGAUUUUCUUCAUGCUGAUCAUUUGCUUUUUCUUUCUAAAUUUUUACUUUCUAUUUUUCCUUCCUUUUAUAUAUUUCCUUCUUCAAUUUUUUUCCCACCUUUGUCUUUCUUACAAUAUUUCUUCCAUCAAUCUUCCAACCUAUUAUCGUCUUCUUUCAUCUUUCUCGCCCUCUCGUCUGUCUUCUUCAACAUCCUCUUUUUCGCCUAA
Messenger RNA from Acanthosepion pharaonis, 3210 nucleotides. Lineage: Eukaryota; Metazoa; Mollusca; Cephalopoda; Sepiida; Sepiidae. The record is from the annotation of a GenBank genome assembly.